UGCCCUCUGUAGUGCUCCUCUUGCCCUUGCUGGGGCAUGUUCAGGAGCCAAGAGGUGCCCCAUCUCCUGCCCCGUGGGGCAGCUCCUGGCCCCGAGCUGGGGAAAGCCUGCCCAGGGCUGAGCUCUGCCCCUGAUGGCCUGGCUCCUUCUGUCCCUGCAGUGAAGGUGACCCUGGAUCCACUCACGGCUCAUCCCCGGCUUGUCGUGUCUCUGGACAACAGCAGUGUGAGAUGGGAAACUGAACGGCAGCAGGUGCCUGACACACCGCAGAGAUUUGAGUCUUGGUGCUGCGUGCUGGGCCGUGAGGAGUUCAGAGAGGGGAGGCACUGCUGGUUGGUGGAGGUGGAGGGAGAGCAGCAAAAAUAUGCUUGGUGGGCUGUGGGGGUGGCCAGAGCAUCUGUGGAGAAGAAGAAAGGGAUCAAAAUUUGCCCCCAAGAGGGAAUUUGGGCUGUUCAGUAUGAUGAAGGAGAUUUCACGUCUCUUACAUCUCCUCGCACCCCCUUGUCUGUGUACCACAACACCACGAGGAUCUGGGUCUUUCUGGAUUUUACCCAGAGGCAGGUGUCUUUUAUCAACGCUGACAAUGGGUUCGAGAUCUUCACUUUCACAGCAGCCACUUUCAAUGGGAAGAGCAUCCGCCCCUGGUUUUUGCUGGAAUCACCAGAAACUAAGCUUCGUCUGAGGGACAGCGCCCCCCAGACCCUGUCCCCAGCCCUGGGGACCUCCGAUGAUUUUCCAGCCACUCCUCGAACACCUCUCCUUGGCCCUGCAGGAGCAGUGCAGGAAUGAAGGGCAGUGGGGCCAGGGGCUGCUCCGUGUUCCUCCCUGCUGCUGGAGGAGGGCUGGGAUGCUGCAAGCAGGAACCAGGCCCCUUGAAGCCCCUGGGCUCUGCCCUGCACGUGGCUCCUGUGCUGGGGCACAAGCCUUGCUGGCACCCAUGGCUCUCACCCUGCCUGAGCCCCAGCAGGCAGCACAGGGGCUGCAGCAGCUCUCCACGCUCCUCUCCCCUCUGCUUGCACUGCUUGCAGACCCCAGGACAAGGGAUGUGGUCACCGUGUGCUGCCGGCCAUUGCAGGCCACCUUUGCCUCCUAGGUUGGGGUUGAUCUUUGCUCUGUGCCUGGUGCUGAGCAUGAGCAGCCUGAGGGGGCUCUUUGUUCCCUCCUCUGGAGCACAUCUAUGCAAGAUGCAGCAACUUGGGCCCCUCGCUACAAGAAGGACAUCGAGGUGCUUGAGUGGGUCCAGAGAAGGGCGACGAAGCUGGUGAGGGGCCUGGAGAACAAGUCCUACGAGGAGCGGCUGAAGGAGCUGGGCUUGUUCAGC
Messenger RNA from Anas platyrhynchos (mallard), 1321 nucleotides. The record is from RefSeq and is a predicted model, not a curated record. NCBI's taxonomy places the organism in Eukaryota, Metazoa, Chordata, Aves, Anseriformes, Anatidae.